Molecule: messenger RNA, 625 nt
Organism: Acanthoscelides obtectus
Lineage: Eukaryota; Metazoa; Arthropoda; Insecta; Coleoptera; Chrysomelidae
Source: the annotation of a GenBank genome assembly
GAUUAAAUUACUCGAUAUUUGGCGGCGGUUAUCCAUAUUGAUAUUAACGAGGGGUAGAUAUUCAGGUUCCUGAAGAUUUGAAUUAAACUAUAUUUAAGGUUUUUGUUUUUUACAAUAUUGAGCACAAAACACAAAAAAACCAUAAAAAUACAUAAAAUAUCUUUCUAUGAAUCUUAAAAAGCAAAACAAAAUACUAUUUUACCAGUCAAAAUAAAACUUUGAAAACAUAACAAAUGUAGUAUAAAAAUGCUUCUUUUGUAUGUUAAACAUUGCUUAAUAAACGAAACAUUUUUCUAUGAAACAGGAACUCACAACAAUAACAAUAAAAACUAACAAAAUAGGUUAGGCUACGUUGUAGCGACUCUGUAUUUCCCGCGCGAUGAUCGCGAACGCGAUGUGUAUGUGCUUCCUGGCGACCGCGACCGAAACAGAGUUACAGCUACCGAUCAGUGGUUACCGAUACCGAUACUUCCAAACAGCGAUCUGGGUCGCUGCUUCAUGGAGAAUCAGGUCGACGGGACUAACGGCGACCAUUCAAGUCACCGGGAAAGGUCGCCGGUACCGAUAUAUCGAUCAUCUCUACUUCAGAGUAUUCAAUAUCUCAGGCUCUGAAUCGGAGGAUUAA